UCGCUUAUUCUCAUCGCUAACGCGCCGCCGUGGAGAAGGAGAAGAGAGAAGACUUAAUGGAGGAUAUCGAGGAUCUGUUCGCCGGAGGAGCUGGUGGUGCACCGCCGGGAUUCCGAUUACCGUUAAAUGCCGUAGGAGUCAAUCCGAAGAGGAAUGCGAGCAAACGUAGUGUCUCGAAGCAGAAGGAUGAAGUCACUACUGAUUCGAAUCGCGAUUCGCUCGCUCCACCAUCUAUGAAGAUCCCUGGAACUCAGACGAUUUACAUCAAGACGUUUGGAUGUUCUCAUAAUCAGAGUGAUAGUGAGUAUAUGGCUGGACAGCUUACUGCAUUCGGCUAUGGGUUAACAGAAGUACCAGAGGAUGCUGAUCUGUGGCUCAUUAACACCUGUACUGUUAAGUCGCCGAGCCAGUCUGCGAUGUCUACUCUGAUAACGAGGGGUAGAAGUGGGAAAAAGCCUCUUGUGAUAGCUGGAUGUGUUCCUCAGGGAAGCCGUGACCUUAAAGAACUCGAAGGCGUUAGUGUGGUUGGAGUCCAACAGAUUGAUCGUGUCGUUGAGAUUGUUGAAGAGACUCUUAAGGGUCAUGAAGUGAGGCUGCUGAAUCGGAAGACUUUGCCUGCGCUUGAUCUCCCUAAGGUGCGGAGGAACAAUUUUAUCGAGAUCCUCCCCAUUAACGUUGGCUGUCUGGGUGCCUGUACUUACUGCAAGACCAAGCAUGCCCGUGGUCACUUAGGAAGCUACACAGUCGAGAGCCUUGUGGAGCGGGUGAGAACUGUAAUAUCCGAAGGAGUGAAGGAGAUUUGGUUGAGCAGCGAGGACACUGGAGCAUAUGGUCGUGACAUAGGAGUUAAUCUUCCAAUUCUGCUUAAUGCCAUUGUUAAGGAGCUUCCUUCUGAUCAAAGCACAAUGCUAAGGAUUGGGAUGACUAAUCCUCCCUUUAUCCUCGAGCAUUUGAAAGAAAUAGCAGCUGUUUUACGUCACCCAUGUGUUUACACCUUUCUUCAUGUCCCUGUGCAAUCUGGCAGUGAUGCUGUAUUGACGGUGAGUUCAAAAUUGUGUAGGACUGUCAAAAUCCUGUUCGAGUCUCACCUGAAGAUUUCUCUCGUUGCAGGGCAUGAACAGGAAUAUACAUCGGGUGAGUUCAGGACCGUGGUAGACACCUUAACAGAACUUGUGCCAGGGAUGCAAAUUGCUACUGACAUAAUAUGCGGAUUUCCUGGGGAAACCGAUGAAGAUUUUUCUCAAACGGUUGGGCUUAUCAAGGAUUACAAGUUUGCUCAAGUUCAUAUAUCUCAGUUUUACCCCAGACCAGGGACCCCAGCAGCAAAGAUGAAGAAGGUACAAAGUAAGAUAGUGAAGCAACGAAGCCGUGAGUUGACUUGUGUCUUUGAAGCUUUUGCACCUUACACGGGAAUGGAGGGCAAAGAAGAGAGAAUAUGGAUAACGGAAAUAGCUACCGACGGAGUCCAUUUGGUUGGGCACACCAAAGGAUACAUACAGGUCUUAGUAAACGGACCAGAAAGUAUUCUUGGAACUUCAGCUAUAGCGAGGAUAACAUCUGUAGGGAGAUGGUCAGUGUUUGGGGAGGUGAUUGAGACACUAAGCUCAACAAAUGUAGCAACAAAAGUCCGAGAGGAGAAAAAGCCGCCGUGUACCUCCGAUGUCAGUACUUGUGAGACUUGGGCAUGCUCUGCUGAGAGCUGUUGUGGAGAAGGGAAAUCAGGAGAGGCCUGUGACGUUUCUGGAGAUAUCACAAAACAGGAUCACAAGACAGAAGGAAAGUCAAAGAAAAUAGAGGAAGAGAAGCAAGAAGUGGUAUCACAUUGGGGUUUCGUUGACAAGGCACUUGUGUGUGGAGUGUUUGUAAGCUCUCUCACCAUUCUUGUUUUGAUGAUUAGCAUCGCCUCUAGAGCUUUUUUGCGACAAUGAAUCUAUGAGAUUCAUGGUUGUAGAAGAAAGUUUUUGCUUUUUGUUUGCUUUGCCUAGUAUCCUCGUUGUAUGCAUUUCUAAUUCUCAGUGAAUCCUUAUUUCUGAUUUUGUUACUUCGAUUUUAGAGUGCUUGUUCCCAAACA
This is a messenger RNA of Raphanus sativus (radish), 2071 nucleotides long. RefSeq lists its product as uncharacterized. Gene Ontology annotation, molecular function: 4 iron, 4 sulfur cluster binding; tRNA (N(6)-L-threonylcarbamoyladenosine(37)-C(2))-methylthiotransferase activity. The record is from RefSeq and is a predicted model, not a curated record. The transcript has 10 exons. Bases 57 to 1928 code for a protein of 623 amino acids. Lineage: Eukaryota; Viridiplantae; Streptophyta; Magnoliopsida; Brassicales; Brassicaceae. Gene Ontology annotation, cellular component: endoplasmic reticulum. Gene Ontology annotation, biological process: tRNA methylthiolation.